Messenger RNA from Paramuricea clavata, 417 nucleotides. NCBI's taxonomy places the organism in Eukaryota, Metazoa, Cnidaria, Anthozoa, Malacalcyonacea, Plexauridae. The record is from the annotation of a GenBank genome assembly.
AUGGAUAGGGGAGACAGACUUUUAAAUGAAUUAAUAUUACCAAAUUUAGAUGAAGAUAGUUUCAAAGAAAAGUCGGAAGAACUGAGGUACGUCAGAAUGCUAUCAAAUGAUUACCAAAGAGAGUCAAACUUAAAUAAACUUCUCAACUUAAGAGAUAAGGUGAAAAAGAGGGAUCUCAUUAAACGGGAUGAUCGUAGGAGACUGCAGAGGCUCAGGUUAUGGGCAAGGGAGAAUGCAGGCAUCUUAUCAGCUGGUCUAAUUUCCUCAUCAGCUGUAAUCAUAGGACUGGUAGCAUCAACUAGAAACAUAUUGUGGAAAGUAGGUGACACAACAGGAAAACUCGAUAAGGGAAUCAGUGAGUUGGUAAACAAUCAAAUAGAACUACCACCUGUAUUCCAGAAGAUAGCCAAUGGAUAG